AUGGCCACCGACUACGCCAAGAAGACGAACGCCGAGCUCAUCGAGAUACUCAAGUCCCGGGACCUCCCCCACACCGGCAAGAAAGCCGAGAUGGUCGCGCGCCUGCAGGAAGACGACAGCUCGAAGCCCGCUGCGCCGGCUCAAGAGAACGCCGACGAUGUAAUUGACUGGGAGGACGACGAGGUCCCCGCCGCAGAUGCAUCGACUAAGCCCGCCGAUACCGAGACGGAGACCGCGACUGCGCCCGCCCCUCCCGCUCCAGCUGAAGAGGACAUCAAGGCUAAGGCAGAAGAGAGCAAGACAGGCGCGGAAGCGCAGGCAGAGCCCGCUCAAGAAACCGCAGAAACAGGCACAGUCGUGCCGUCAGGUGCAGAGGAACAGGCCGCCCAACAACCCGCGGAGGAGAAGCCAGCGCCCAACUUCUCGAUUGGUCUGUCUGUGACGGAUCUGGAGGAGGAAUUGAAGAAGCGCAAGGCGCGCGCGGAGAAGUUCGGUAUCACGGAGGACUCGCAGGCUGCGAUUGACGACGCGGAGAAGAAGCUCGAGCGCGCUAAGCGGUUCGGCACGGCCGGCGAAGAGGCGCCCAGUGCUGAGAGCGUCAGCCGACUUGACCAGGCUUUGCCGGAGAAGUCGCGGAAGAGAGGACGUGGUGAGAACGACCAGGGCGGCCGUGGCGGCAAGAGACGGAACCAGAACGGGCGGAACAACAACCAGCGCCAGCGUGGUCGUGGUAACCGCGGCCAGGGACAAGGACAAGGACAGAAGCAGGGACAGGCCCAGAAGCCUGCAGCCGCCACCAGCACCUCAAACGGCUGGAGCGAUAAGGACAAGGCGGCCAUGGAGGCUCGCAAGAAGCGCUUCGCCGGCGGCGCGUGA
Aspergillus mulundensis is the source of this 876-nucleotide messenger RNA. RefSeq names its product SAP domain-containing protein. The coding region runs from base 1 to 876 and encodes 291 amino acids. Gene Ontology annotation, biological process: poly(A)+ mRNA export from nucleus. The record is from RefSeq and is a predicted model, not a curated record. Lineage: Eukaryota; Fungi; Ascomycota; Eurotiomycetes; Eurotiales; Aspergillaceae. The transcript has a single exon. Gene Ontology annotation, cellular component: nucleus.